UUUUUUUUGGGAAAACGGCAAUUUUUCUUCUUUACCCUCACCGUGUUCCCCAGUAAACACGCCAUCCACAACGAAUUCCCAAGUAAACACGCCAUCCACAUCGAACGGAUCGACGAGGUCUCAACACAAGAAUCCAAUCAUGGACGUCAUCCAAAUAAAUCGUCCAUGCGUGCUCCGCCGGACCACCAGAUCGUAUUCUCCCUCUCUGGUAGUCCGAGAUAAGGACUCGGGAGACCGCCGGAGAAGAGAGGAGUCCUCUCCGCAGCGUUCGCAUCUCUCUCACGCCCUCCAACCACCUCUAUCAUUCCCAAAAUACCCCUCCUCCCAGCUCCUCUCCUCCGUCGCCACCAUGACCCUUCCCGAAAAGCCCCUCCUCAAACCUUUCCUCCUCCUCCUCUCCCUCUCCCUCCUCCUCCUCCUCACCCCUUCCUUCCGCCGUUCCUCCUCGCCCUCCGCCGCAUCCGCCGCCGCCGGCGGGGCUGCCACCCCGCUCCUCCGCAUCCGCCCGGGCUACAAUUCCUACGAGGACUACAUCAAGCACCAGCUAAACAAGACCCUCAACCCCCGUCUCCGCCGCGUCUGGGCCACCCGCGACUGGGACCGAAAAGUCCUCGUCUUCGCCCGCUUCUUCUCCGACAUGAAAUCCCGGGGCCUCCUCUCGAACAACUCCCGCGCGCUCUGCAUCGGCGCCCGCCUUGGCCAGGAGGUCGCCGCCCUCCGCCGCGUCGGCGUCGACGACGCCGUCGGCGUGGACCUCGUCCCCUCCCCACCCCUCGUCGUCGCCGGCGACUUCCACGCCCAGCCCUUCCCCGACUCCUCCUUCGACUUCGAGUUCUCCAACGUCUUCGACCACGCCCUCUACCCCGACCGCUUUGUCGCCGAGAUCGAGCGCACCCUCCGCCCCGGCGGCGUCGCCGUCCUCCACGUCGCCCUCCACCGCCGCGGCGAUAAGUACUCGGCCAACGACCUCUUCGGCGUCGACGGCGUCCUCGGCCUCUUCAAACACUCCGACCUAGUCCAUGUCUCCAACGUUGACGGCUUCGGCCUCGACACCGAGGUCGUCCUCCGGAAAAAAAAGCGUCCAAGCCAACAAUAAUCCUUCCCCCCUCUCUCCAUCUCCCGCCGUGGGCGGCGGCGGCCGCGGCCGCGGUGGUGGUGGUUAUUUUUCUUUUUAUUCAUUCUUGUUGUAUACUUUGGAAUCAUUCUUCACCAUCAUGGAAAAAAAAAAUACGGAAUUCUUUUUC
Molecule: messenger RNA, 1244 nt
Organism: Phoenix dactylifera (date palm)
Lineage: Eukaryota; Viridiplantae; Streptophyta; Magnoliopsida; Arecales; Arecaceae
Molecular function (GO): S-adenosylmethionine-dependent methyltransferase activity
Source: RefSeq, a predicted model, not a curated record